Messenger RNA from Schistocerca cancellata (South American locust), 3935 nucleotides. RefSeq lists its product as uncharacterized. Lineage: Eukaryota; Metazoa; Arthropoda; Insecta; Orthoptera; Acrididae. The transcript is spliced from 3 exons. The record is from RefSeq and is a predicted model, not a curated record. The coding region runs from base 2321 to 2881 and encodes 186 amino acids.
CAGUUACAAUUUGUUGCGUUUACAGUAUACAAUUACCUAUAUUAAGAGAGCAGUACUAAGAUUUUACAUCGCUGUAUAUAUGGAAUGUAUAUGUAGUGAAAUGGUAACAAAAGAUUUCUAUGUCUAUAAAAAACGAAGAAAAAAUAGCAUCAUGGUUUUACAAUAAUGAAUUACAAAAACAUCAGACAAGUAAAUCAUGUGAAACAGUGUACAGUAAUAUGCAAGAUAAGGUCUACAGAAAAUUCUAAAUCUACUGGAAUAAAUUUGCAUGCAUAAAAUCAAGUAUAGGGAGUAGGAUAGAAAGAGAUACUAAGGAUAGUGACCACACAGAAGAAAUGAAUAUAUAAUGUCACACAUAUAUAUAAGGAGACCACAAAUAUAUAAUUAGGAAAAACAUAGAUUAGGUAGUAACCAAGGUUCACAUUGAAGAAUACUUCAUGCAGUCAGUCAAAUGUAGUCUGUGAUUGUACCUUAUAUGGACAGUAAUUAGUAUGCUACCUACUUAUCCUUUAGUUUGUGCACCUUUUAAACAUUUUGCGUUUAGUUUCAUCAAACUCACAGUUUACUGUACUCUUUGGUUCUUUCUGUUAUAUAUUUCAUGCAUUCUCGUAAGAUCAUAUAACUUAGCUUUAUUGCCCUAUCUAAUCAUUUGUCAUCUUUGCCCUACCUAACCAUUUCUCAUCUUUGCUGCAACUAAUCAUUUCUCAUAUUUUCCCUACCUUAUUAUUUCUCAUAUUUCAUUUCUGUAAACGUUUAUUCAAUCUUUCCUAUCUUUUUCUCUUUGUUUGCUGCUUACACAUCUUUCAUGAUUUCUUACACAUCUUAUUUGCCUUCUGAGAGCUCCAUAAGUACUAUACUUAACAUAAUAAUUAUACUAAUGUUGCCACAUGCUAUAGUAACAAUUCAUACAGGAAAUAUCCAUUAUGAAGAAACUCAAUCACUAAUGUAUGUAUAAAAGGCAAAUACAAUCUGAAAAUUCCUUAAGUUAAAGCCGUGCAUGUUAUUAUGUUCCAUCAUAUGUAAAUGCAAGAAGACAGUUUGCAAUGUCACACAUGUUAGUAGAAAAACAGAUAUAAAAGAAUCUUAUCCUAAGCCACAGCAGAAAACUGAAGCUGAAAAGUAAAAAAAAAAAAAUAUUCAUGUAAAGCUCAAAAGUAAGAAAAAGUCCUCAUUAGUAUCCCACAUACUUCCUAUAUCUCUUUUCUCUUAUUAAGUGUACUGUCUAACUGUGUCAUACCUCAUGAGUCCUGAGUUGUAUUUUCAUAUCCCAAGAAUUUAAAAUUUCCCAAAUACUAUUAUGACACCAUUUCGUACUGAAUAAAGUCUGAGAGAAUAAGGGGGUGUGCAUAAAAUAUAAUGGAAACUGAUUAAAAAUUGCUGCUUAAGUAAUUAAAACAGAAAUUUUGAAAGAGUAAUUGAAAGAAAUUGGAAAAUACUCUUAUCCUGAGUGAACUUCAGCUGGCAUUAAUAUCAACAGACCUUCAAUAUUCGAUACAUUUUUAGAUUAAUAUUCGUAAAUUUAUGUACAUCCGUGAUUGUGCAUGGAGACUGGUAUGACAAUACUGGUUCCGGAUCGCCCCUCAUCUUCUCACACAAAUUCUUCUUGUUUGCUUCGAUCCUCUUGAUGCAGGAUUCUCGGCAUGUGCAAAAUGAUGAGCAGGAUAUGAAUGUACGAAUAAACUUUGCGUAUCUCUAUUUGUUUUGUCUGUAUGCCAGUAUUAUGUAUGGUACAAAAUUAUUACUAAUUUUUAUCUUAAAUGACAGAAAGAAAAGAACAAUAGGAAAAAAAUAAUAAUAUGCUUCUUUACAACUGCUCCCCACUCUGCACUGAUAUCAUACGAAGGUGCACAGUGCCUGAGCUUAUUUCUCUUUUUAUGGGUUGAUACUCUGGCCGGUAUGGGCAUAGCCUUUAUUUUUCGGCCACCGUAGUUAUCCUACGUGGUUAUCGAUUUAUAUAGACAUGUUAGCUCCCUUAACACAUACAUACAUAAGUUUUCAUUCAUAGCAAAGUGCUUACUGUAACUGCAUAGUCCCAUUAUUAUCAGUCAGUGUUUCCCAGUAUUUAGUUUGCGAAGCAUGCACACACAGCUUGACAUCAAUUAGCGUCACAGGUCGCUUUCACAUGUUUAAUACCAAGUCAGAGUGCACAUGUCGUGUUCACAUAGCCUUCACUGCACAAAUUCGUGAAGCUUCGAUGCAGUGACAACUGGUUUCCAUGUCAACAAACUGAGGAAUGUAUUUCAUCUCGUCGCUCGCAAUUAUUCAGUGGAGACACGAGCUGUACAUCUGAAUCCGCUGCCAAGGAGACUCAUACAAGUCCAUGAUGUACUUGUUUCUUAUUCCGGUCAGCACGAUUUCUCUGAUCGUACCCGACGUAUGUAGAGCCAUUUUUGACAAAUUGAAAAGGGAAAAUUAUUUGAAGACUCCUAAAACAACAAGUGAAUGGAUACAUGUGGCAAAGGGUUAUGAAGAGAACUGGAACUUUCCACACUGCAUUGGGGCAUUGGAUGGGAAGCAUAUUGUGAUGCAAGCUCCAAAAGACAGUGGAAGCUAUUAUUAUAAUUAUGAACAUUGUCACAGUGUUGUUUUAUUGGCACUUGUAGAUGCCAUUUACAAGUUGUUAUACAUGGAUGUAGGCUGCAAUGGAAGAGUUUCGGAUGAUGGUGUAUUCAGUACCUGUGUGUUAUUUCCAGCCUUGGAGCAAGGACAUCUUGACAUUCCUCUGCCCAAUCCACUCCCUGUCAAAGAAAAGGACACCCCCUAUGGAAUCACUGAAGAUGAUGCAUUUACAAUGAAGUCAUAUUUAAUGAAGCCCUAUCCCUUCAAUAACCAACCAGGUCCGAACAGAGUGUUUAAUUACAGACUAUUUCGGACCAGAUGAGUUGUGGAAAAUUUUUUGGACACAUUGCACAACGGCUUAGGAUUUUGAGGCGUCCAUUGUUACUAGCUUCUGAAAAAAACUGUAACAAUAGUUUCAGCUAUAUGUGCCCUACACAAUUUCUUAAUGGACAGGAAAGAUGCAAUUAUGCAAACCAAAGUAAUUUUGAUGUAGAAGAUGUACAGAAUGGUGAGGUAAUAGGAGUCUCAUGGAGGAAUGAAGAGCAAGGAACACACAAUUUAAUCCCCAUUCAAACAGGACAAUGUAACAGAAAUUCUAAUGAUACUAGAGCAAUUGUGAAGAACUCAUGAACUACGUUGUAUCACCAUUAGGUGAAGUACCUUGGAAGUACAAAUACAUUUAAAAUGCAAACUGUAGACUUGAAAUAUAUAUUUGCUACCUGCAACUCAUCAUUUAUUGCCUUAACAUUAAGUUCAAUAGUGAUGUUCUCCUUUUCUGUGGCUGGCUGUCCCAGCACUCGUUUCACUAUAUUCCAUAUGGCCCUAAGCAUGUUUUCGGAAUUACUGAUUUCUGACAUUACAUACAUGUUUGUGGACUUUAUAAUAAAGUUUAUCAGUAAUUUGGAGUAUUUUUUUAUUACGUGAAAUUACUGCAGGACCAGUUGAACACUUACUGCAGUGAAAAGAAGCCUCUUAGUAAGUAGUGUAAUUCAGUAUAAUAUCAGAAGAAUUGGAGCCUGCACUACUUGACAAAAGUUGUGCAUAAUUUUGUUCCACAUGGCCAUAAUGUAUGGGCACUCAAUGUAAUUACAGCUUCACAGAAGAUAGAACACCAUGUGUAUGGUAUGCUGUGGUGCAGUAGGGGAUUCUAUGAAAUCAACUAUUAAUGAAUAAUAUAUUAACAAAUUAACAAACAAUUAUGAUGAACAAACAAGGAAUCAGUCUAUAUUUUGGUUUUUAUACAGAACUUAUGUUACCUUAAUGUAAUACCUUUAAAUUUUGAACUGUAUGUUUUAUAUGCUUAUUCCAUUCCAACCCUUAACCCUUAACACAUUUUUAGAAAUGGGAGAAUAUUCAUUCGUAUUCCAUUUACGUGA